Messenger RNA from Pomacea canaliculata, 4861 nucleotides. RefSeq names its product DDB1- and CUL4-associated factor 8-like. NCBI's taxonomy places the organism in Eukaryota, Metazoa, Mollusca, Gastropoda, Architaenioglossa, Ampullariidae. Gene Ontology annotation, molecular function: protein binding. The record is from RefSeq and is a predicted model, not a curated record. Gene Ontology annotation, cellular component: cytoplasm; Cul4-RING E3 ubiquitin ligase complex. Bases 245 to 2338 code for a protein of 697 amino acids. The transcript has 14 exons.
CUUUCAGAACCAAGGCUUGCUGCAAAGGUACGGGAAGAGCUAAACACGACCAGCUGCAUCCAGAAGUUUGGGAAGCUCGUCAUUAGAUAUUUUUUGCGUAAACUGGACAACAGAACUAAAAAAGGUCUUCAUAGAACCACACUAGUCCCAGAUGAUUAGGACAGAUUUUUCUGUUUUCGACACUCUGAAUAUAAUUUCACAAAAGAUAACAACUUGAAAGCUUUUAAAUCUCUGGGAUUUAGAAAUGGCUGAAGCUCAGAGCACUUCCGAUUGUGGUGGGACAAUAUGUGACGAGCUUGAUGGACAAACAGAUCAUUUUGUGCCACCUACAACCUUAGCUUCAGAUGAAGAACAUAAACUGCCUGACUCAAGCAGCAGCAUUGAUGGAGAAUCUAUCUGUGUAGAGCAAGCAGAAGUUCAAGGGGAUCGUAAACUCCAAAAGAAGGAUAGUGGCAUUGACGUAGAGAAGUCUCCCUCUACCAGCACUAGGGAUGGGCUGUCUUCAGAUGCAGACUGUGGAGACAGCGUCAGUGAGUGUUACAUUGACAGCACAGGCCUGUCGCUGUCACAUUCAGAGUCGGUGAGUGAAACUAAGUCUGAAGACAGCCCUGUCAGGCCAGAGGACAGUGGUGAUAUCUCAUUUUUUCUGGAUAAUGCAGAUUCUUCUCCAAAUAAUGGUAAUGUAGCUACCGACACACAAGACACUGAUGAAGUGGAAAUGGCAGAUUUAGUCACAAGUUCGGGUACAGAUGUUACCGUAGGUGAUGAUGUUGAGGUAGAUGAUUGUAAAGAUGUCAAAGAUGUGUCCUCAAGGCGUAAAAGACACAGGGAAUAUGGACUUUCUUCCAGUAGUGACUCUGACUCAGACAGUGAUGACAGUGUGAGCAGAGGCAGGACUGGAAGACUUUCAGACAAGAAGAAAGACUCAGACACGCAAAGUGAAGAAGACACAGAGAUGUCAGCCAAGCCAUGGCCCAAACACAAAUGGCGUGCCCUCUAUGACUUACGCAAGCGUGAAACAGGACUGACUAAUCGCAUUCCACCAUCCUGCUUCAGAGAGAAGGUGCAGGGAUCCCUGCAGAUGACUCAGCGACUGAAGCUCCAGUACCGGAUGGAGUAUCAUGAAGGAUGUGUCAAUGCUUUGCAUUUUAAUCGUAUAGGUACACUUCUUGCAAGUGGAUCAGAUGACUUGCACAUUGUCUUAUGGAAUUGGGUACGGAACCGAAAAGCUCUAGUCUAUGACAGUGGUCAUCGCAGCAAUGUCUUUCAGGCAAAGUUCAUGCCUUUUAGUGGGGACUGUCAUGUAGUGAGCUGUGCUCGUGAUGGUCAGGUACGAUUGGCAGAGUUAUCUUUAACUGGAAGAUGCAAGAACACAAAGCGUCUUGCCCAGCAUCGUGGUGCUGCACAUAAGCUUGCACUGGAAUAUGACUCACCACAUGUGUUUUUGAGCUGCGGGGAAGAUGCUCUGACCUAUGAAAUAGACCUGCGAGAAGAUAAACCUCACAAGCUGGUGGUGACAAAAGAAAAUGACACCAAAGUUGCACUUUACUCCAUUCAUUCAAAUCCAGUCAAUUCUUAUGAAUUUUGCACUGGGGGACGUGACCAUUAUAUCCGAGUCUACGACAAACGAAAGAUAGCUGAAGGCGUAAAUGGAGGAGUUCUUAAAAAGUUUUGUCCAGAGCAUCUGGUAAACAGUCAUGUAAGUGUGAAAGCCAACGUAACUUGUGCAUGCUACAACUACAAUGGCACAGAGAUUCUGGGCAGCUACAAUGAUGAAGACAUCUAUCUGUUUGAUAACCGUCAUUCUGAUGGUGCCAGCCAUAUCCACAGAUACAUUGGACAUCGUAACAAUGCUACAGUAAAAGGUGUCAAUUUCUAUGGCCCGCGAAGUGAAUUCAUUGUGAGUGGCAGCGACUGUGGUCAUGUCUUCAUAUGGGACAAGGAGACAGAACGUAUUGCUCAGUUUAUGGAAGCAGAUGAUUGCGGUGUGGUUAAUUGCUUGGAGCCUCAUCCCUUUGCACCUGUUCUGGCUACUAGUGGCCUAGAUCAUGAUGUAAAGAUCUGGGCACCCACCUCACAUCAACCUACAAAUCUCAGCGGCCUUGCUAAGGUAACUAGAAAGAACAAACGAGAACGAGAGAGGGACAGAAGCCAUGAACCUGAGAUGAUUGACGGCCAGAUGCUGUGGCACAUCAUGCAUCAUUUCCGCCGUUCAGCCAGACGAAGGCAGCUGCGACAGGAAGGGGAAGAUGUGUCCAGCUCCAGUGACAACAGUGAUUCUGAUUCAAAUGAUGAUGACGAGGGCAUGCCAGACCGCAUGCAGUGCCAUACCUCAUAAUGCUCAUAUCAAGCUUCAGAAAGGAAUGAGUGGGCAGAAGGGGAUACAGAAAUGGGAUGGAGUUCAGGUUUCAGUAGGGGAUGGGGGCAGAGUGGGAUGAAAUUCAGCCUAAGAGGCCAGAUAGUAUGUACAGGAGUUGCUAGACAAUACAUGUACAAAGUUUGGCAUGCUAGAUAAGAUAGAUGUGUUUUGAUGUCUAGUGAAAGAGUUUGCAUUUGCGUUCAUGUCAACUCUGUUAGUCAGUUACCACUGGUCUGUCAGGUGGCCGUGCAGUGUACUCAUUUGCUACUGGUGCUGACAACUUUUUUGGCUAUUUGUUUGUCCACAAAUGGUGUUAUGAGUGACAAAAGUUUAGACUGUGAUGGCCUUGAGGCAAGACUAUACAAUAUUGGGGAUGUGUUCAUGCAUGAAUGGGUUAAGUGGCAGGCCAGUGCUCCUUUCUCAUGACUUGGUUGACAAAAGACAUUACAUGGGGUAAAGUGAUGAUGCAUGUGCUGCCCCAGUAUAAUAGCUUUUCCACUUCAAGACUUGAUGUGAUAUGAAAAUUGAUCUUGUACAUUUACAGUAACAUGUUGUGUGCAAGUUUUUCCCCCAAAGAAUGUUAAAAAGAAAAAGAAUGGUGUGAGGUGUUUUUGUAAACUGUUUAGGGAAAUUUGUUUUUGUUGGUGUGUCAGAAUGUUUCUAUGUGAGAUUCAGAUUACAACACAGGCUGCAUUUUCAUAGGUUGAUUCCAAAAUCUUUCACCAGCAGCUAGUGAAUUUUUAUGGGCAGUUUGUUAAAUAAUGUUGGCAUCAGAAUAUGAAAACCUUUUUUAUACAAAGCAAGUAAGGAUUACUUGCCAGCAAGAUCAUGAGCUAUGUUUUGUCAGAGGUCAUAAGACAUAACAAGUUCAAAGAUGUAGGUUGCAUAAUUUUCUCUCAACAUUUAGUGAACCUUGGAGUCCUCUCUCACCUUCUAUAUCUUUGAAAGUGUUUAUAGAGGCAGGUCUUUGAAUCUUUAAUUGAGGCAAAGAUUUUUGCAUGCAAGAUUUUGGUUGCUAGUAGAUCAUUCAGUUUUUAGAAGGUUUGAGGAAAUCAUUAGUUUAGUUUAUUCCUUGUUGCUCUUUUGAGGAAAACAGGGCUGCAACAAGACCUUGCCAGCUUACCUGGUUUUGGGCAGCCCCUUUCAGUUGGGCCCAUGUGGUUCCAAUGUCCUUUGCCUCACUUUCUACUGUUUUUUGUUUUUUCCAAGUCUGCUUUGGUCUCCCAACUCUCCUCUUCCCCUGAGGGUUCCAGUCAAGUGCAUGCUUGGCAAUGGUGUCAGCUGGUUUGCGCAGGGUGUGUCCUAUCCAGCCCCAUUUGCACUUUUUGAUGUCUUGGUUAGUGGCAUUCUAUUCCACAGGCUACUGUUGAGAUCUUUUCAGGCCAUCUUAUUCCCAGAAUAUGGCUUAGGCAUAGGGAAGAAAUCAUACUACAACUACAACCUUUUAUUGUAAAACGGCAAUGCUUUACAUUAUGUUUUACAUGUGUCAGGGUCAUCUGUACACAAGUCCUCAGCAUUGUGUCAUAAAGAAACCGUUUUGUGAGAGCUCCCAUAAAAAAGUUAACAAAUAAGAUCACAUGCCGUAAAGAAUUUUAUGAAAGCACACCUUGAACAGAUUCUAAUGGCAUUGUGUUAAAGUGUUCAGCUAUGGUUAAUCUCUUCUUGAGGAAGGUAGCUUUAUGUCGGUGCAGAAGAAUUGGAAAAAAAGUGUUCCCUGCUCUGAAUUUCAGCUUUCCAUUUUGAGUAAAUUCCAUGUUAAGUGAAUGGUGAUUUUGCACAGUCUAGAAUUGGUAUUCAAUUGCUAAAGAUUUUUAUGUUCAGUACAUGUCGUUUACUUUAUGUAAAUGUGAUUGUGUGAAGAUAAAGAAAUUGUCUACUCAGUAUUAAUGUAAUGAAUUUAGCCCAGCUGUUUGACAGCAACUCUCUAUUCUAGUAAAUCAGUCACAUUAAAGAUCUAAUUGGUGAGUCUUCUUGUAAGAAUUAUUUCUUAAUAGCAUCUUUGAUAGGUAAGGGGGCCGGUUCCCCUGAAUUGACUGCAGCCUAACAAUAAAAUACUGUCAGCAGUUUAGAAGGCAAAUAUUAUCAUGAAUGUCUGCAGUGAUUUGACCAGGCUUCCUCUAGCCAUGGCACUUGCUGUAAGAAAAACAUGUAAUAUCAUGCAAAUAAAAUCAGUUCUAGAUUGGAAAGAGGGGGAGGUAAGACAGGAGGAUGGUUUUUCGCCAGUCUCCCAAAAAUUUUGGGAAGCUUUUUCAUAGCUGGGGAAUAUGAAAACUUAAAAUAUCCAGAAGUUGAAGAAGUGCCAAUGAUGGAAGCAUGUUGGAGUUUGUGUGAUCGACGCCAGCAUUUGUGUUUCCUUUCUAAUGUCAGUGAGAAAGCAUGUUCUGUAUAUGUACAUGAUGCUAUAUUGAUAUGUGUAUAUACAAAUAAGUGUUGUUAAAAACUGUUUCUUUCAAUUUGACCUAUUAUAAAACAGCUUGAGAAUUAAAUAAAAAAUCAAAUGGC